AUGCGCCUCGUGCGGGAGACCCAGGAAUUAAAGAGCCCAGAGGUUCUCCUGCGCACCGCCUGGUGCCACGUGGCAGCCCGAAAGCAGCGGGUGCUCAUCAACCCGAGCUUUCAACGUCAGCUGCUGCUCUUCGCUCGUAUGGGCUGCCGUUGGUUCCCCACCUUGGCGAACGUGUGGCGCACAUCGCCUGAGCGGGAGAUGGCCGCCUUCCGAGUCUUCGAUGCGGAGGAUGUGGAGGUGGGAGAAAAGGGAUGA
Messenger RNA from Durusdinium trenchii, 255 nucleotides. The record is from the annotation of a GenBank genome assembly. NCBI's taxonomy places the organism in Eukaryota, Dinophyceae, Suessiales, Symbiodiniaceae.